AUGGCGAACUUCUUCGACAACAAAGCUCGCGCCGCUGCCGCUGCCUCAAGUUCGAAAUCUAAGCCAAGUGAGCUGGCUGGCCCAACGCCAGCGCUGUUGCCAUGGGUGGAAAAGUAUCGGCCUCGGAGCCUUGAAGAAGUGAAGAGCCAGGAUCAUGCCAUCGACAUAUUGCGGCGAAUGGUCAAUGCGUCGAAUCUGCCAAACCUCUUGUGUUAUGGCCCGCCUGGAACUGGCAAAACUUCGACCAUCCUGGCCCUGUGUCGAGAGCUGUUCGGCCCGGAACUCAUGAAGCAUCGGGUCCUCGAGCUGAACGCUUCAGACGAACGGGGACUGAGCGUUGUCCGGGAACGCGUCAAGCAGUUUGCGGGUCAGCAUUUAGUAAAUCCAUCACAGCAGUAUCGAGAAAAAUAUCCGUGCCCCCCGUUCAAGGUUGUAUUACUCGACGAGGCCGACCAACUCACGUCCGACGCCCAAAGCGCACUCAGAAGAACGAUGGAAAUACAUGCUCGCACGACUAGGUUUGCUUUGUGCUGCAACUACGUGAGCCGGAUUCUCGAUCCGAUCGCCUCUCGAUGCUCGAAAUAUCGUUUUCGGGCCCUGGAGGGCGGCCAGGCUGCCGCUCGAAUCGAAGAGAUCCUGACCGCAGAAAACGUCAAAUAUCAGCAAGGAGUAAUCGAGCGGGCGCUGCAGGUUUCAGACGGGGAUCUUCGAAAAGCCAUCACGAUUCUCCAGAGUGCUGCUAGACUUGUGGGAGUUGGCAACCUUGAAUCGAACUCGCGGGCACCCAAGAAUGCACGGAGCGUGACCGAAGACUCGGACGAGGAGAUGGAGGACCAUGAUCAGACAGGCUUGUCAUCCGGGAGCAUCAGCAUCUCCGACAUUGACGAACUUGCCGGAACCUUUCCCCCAGAGUCAACUGACAAACUCCUCAGCGUUCUGAAGAAGGGCAACACUAGCAACUAUAACCGCAUUGCCGCGGAGAUCACAGACAUCACGGCAUCAGGUUACGCCGCGAAUGAGCUGCUAUCAAGUCUGUACUCUAAGAUUGUCUUUGACGAUCUUGUGGAAACCAAGAAGAAAUACAAGUUGACGCAGAUCUUCUCCGAGUUCGACAAGAGGCUCGUCGAUGGAGUUGACGAAGAACUCGUUAUGCUAGACAUGUCGUGCCAAAUUGCUGGUAUAUUGGCCGCAUGA
This is a messenger RNA of Capronia epimyces CBS 606.96, 1194 nucleotides long. RefSeq lists its product as uncharacterized. Gene Ontology annotation, cellular component: nucleus; DNA replication factor C complex. Gene Ontology annotation, biological process: DNA repair; DNA-templated DNA replication. The transcript has a single exon. The record is from RefSeq and is a predicted model, not a curated record. Gene Ontology annotation, molecular function: DNA clamp loader activity; ATP binding; ATP hydrolysis activity. NCBI's taxonomy places the organism in Eukaryota, Fungi, Ascomycota, Eurotiomycetes, Chaetothyriales, Herpotrichiellaceae. The coding region runs from base 1 to 1194 and encodes 397 amino acids.